Molecule: messenger RNA, 1726 nt
Organism: Zonotrichia leucophrys gambelii
Lineage: Eukaryota; Metazoa; Chordata; Aves; Passeriformes; Passerellidae
Gene: ACTL6B
Product: actin like 6B
Exons: 14
Coding region: 45-1403 (452 amino acids)
Biological process (GO): regulation of transcription by RNA polymerase II; nervous system development; chromatin remodeling
Cellular component (GO): SWI/SNF complex; NuA4 histone acetyltransferase complex
Molecular function (GO): chromatin binding
Source: RefSeq, a predicted model, not a curated record
CCGCCCCCUGCCCGGCCGGCGCUGUCCCGGUGCUGAACGCGGCCAUGAGCGGCGGCGUCUACGGCGGCGACGAGGUCGGGGCCCUGGUGUUCGACAUCGGCUCCUUCUCGGUGCGCGCGGGCUAUGCCGGCGAGGACUGCCCCAAGGCGGAUUUCCCCACCACGGUGGGGCUGCUGUCCCCAGACGAGGUGGCGCUGGAGCUGGACGGGGACAAGGACAAGAAGGGUGGCAAGGUGUACUACAUCGACACCAACGCGCUGCACGUGGCCCGCGAGGGCGUCGAGGUCCUGUCCCCGCUCAAGAACGGCAUGAUCGAGGACUGGGAGUGCUUCCAGGCCAUCCUGGACCACACCUACGGCAAGCACGUCAAGUCGGAGCCGGGGCUGCACCCGGUGCUCAUGUCCGAGGCGCCGUGGAACACGCGCGCCAAGCGGGAGAAGCUGACGGAGCUCAUGUUCGAGCACUACAACAUCCCGGCCUUCUUCCUCUGCAAGACGGCCGUGCUCACCGCCUUUGCCAACGGGCGCAGCACGGGGCUGGUGCUGGACUCGGGCGCCACCCACACCACGGCCAUCCCCGUGCACGACGGGUACAUCCUGCAGCAAGGGAUCGUCAAGUCGCCGCUGGCCGGGGAUUUCAUCUCCAUGCAGUGCCGGGAGCUCUUCCAGGAGCUCAACAUCGACAUCGUGCCGCCCUACAUGAUCGCCGCCAAGGAGCCGGUGCGGGAAGGGGCCCCCCCGAGCUGGAAGAAGAAGGAGAAGCUGCCCCAGGUGUCCAAAUCCUGGCACAACUUCACCUGCAACGAGGUGAUCCAGGACUUCCAGGCCUCGGUGCUGCAGGUGUCGGACUCGCCCUAUGACGAGCAGGUGGCGGCGCAGAUGCCCACGGUGCACUACGAGAUGCCCAACGGGUACAACACCGACUACGGCGCCGAGCGGCUGCGCAUCCCCGAGGGGCUCUUCGACCCCUCCAACGUCAAGGGCCUCUCGGGGAACACCAUGCUGGGCGUGGGCCACGUGGUGACCACCAGCAUCGGGAUGUGUGACAUCGACAUCCGGCCCGGUCUGUACGGCAGCGUCAUUGUCACCGGCGGGAACACGCUGCUGCAGGGCUUCACCGACCGCCUCAACCGCGAGCUGGCCCAGAAAACGCCCCCGUUGCCCCCAGUGGUUUACAGCUGCCCCCACAGCGAUUCCCAGUUGCCCCCAGUGCUCCCAGUAACGCCCCUGUCCCAGAGCAUGCGCCUCAAGCUCAUCGCCAGCAACAGCACCAUGGAGCGGCGCUUCAGCCCCUGGAUCGGGGGCUCCAUCCUGGCCUCGCUGGGCACCUUCCAGCAGAUGUGGAUCUCCAAGCAGGAGUACGAGGAGGGCGGGAAGCAGUGCGUGGAGCGCAAGUGCCCCUGAGGAGACCUGAGAGAACCUGAGGGGAACUGAGGGAAAUCUGAGGGGACCUGAGGGGAUCUGAGGGCCCCUGAAGGAACCUGAGGGGUCCUGAGGGUUUCUGAGGGAACCUGAGGGGAACUGAGAGAAUCUGAGGGAGCCUGAGGGGUCUUGAGGGUUUCUGAGGGGAACUGAGAGAAUCUGAGGGGUCUUGAGGGGCCCUGAGGGAACCUGAGGAGAUUUGAGGGAACCUGAGGGCCCCUGAGGGAAACUGAGGGGAUCUGAGGGAACCUGAGGGGGCCUGAGGGGAAAAUCGCGCAGGAAUCCAUUAAAACCCGCACAACCCA